This is a messenger RNA of Spinacia oleracea (spinach), 2315 nucleotides long. RefSeq names its product pectinesterase-like. The record is from RefSeq and is a predicted model, not a curated record. Gene Ontology annotation, biological process: cell wall modification. Gene Ontology annotation, molecular function: pectinesterase activity; enzyme inhibitor activity. Lineage: Eukaryota; Viridiplantae; Streptophyta; Magnoliopsida; Caryophyllales; Amaranthaceae. The transcript is spliced from 5 exons. The coding region runs from base 274 to 2124 and encodes 616 amino acids.
UUUUAAUUUUGUACAACACACCUAAAACUUCUCCAAUCCGUAUCUGUUUAAGUUACUCCUUAAAGGGGAAAAAAAUUAGAGCAAAAAAAAGAUAAAAUAAAGGAAACAAAACACUAAAUUAAGGAUAAUUUUAAAGAGAACAAAAAAUAAUGUGUACAGGUUGGGAGGAGGAAAAAAAGAGAGACGAAAAAACAACGAUAGGAGUUUUCUCUCUCUAAAUCCUCCUCCCAUUCUCCGAUCCUUGUUUCUUUCUAUUGUUCAAUUAUAUGCAACAUGGCCUUUGAGGAGUUUAGCCAACUAUCAAAACGUAGAAGAGAAGAACGUGCACAAAAGUUCAAGAAGAAGAUAUUCCUCGCAGUAAUAUGCAGUAUAUUUUUCCUCCUUUGUAUAGGCGGAGGAGUUUUUGCCUUCUAUUACUAUUCCGACAAAAUCAUUCAUAAUAAUAAUAGUUCGAAUUCGUCGUCUAAUGAAGGAGGAAGAGGAGGAGAGAAAGCGAAAACCUCGAGUAAUAGUAAGAUAAUACAAAUGUUAUGUGAUCCAACGGAAUAUAAGAAGAAAUGUGAGAGUACUUUAAUCAAUGUGGUUCAUACUAAUGCCUCUAACCCUUCCAUUGCCCCUAGAGCGAUCAUCAAGGCUGCCAUCUCUGUGGCCGCGAAUGAAGUCGUUAAGGUUAUUAAUAAGACCGAAAAAUUCAAAUUUGAUAAGCCUGAGGAUAAGGCUGCUUAUGAAGUUUGCAAGAAGGUUUUCCAAGAUUCAGUAGAUGAAUUGGAUGAGUCCCUCAAUCAUGCAGGAGAUGAGGUAACAAACUACCAUUCCAAGAUUAAUGACCUCAAAACAUGGUUAAGCGCAGUGUACUCAUACCAAGAAACAUGUAUUGAUGCAUUUGACAAUGGAGAUAGCAAGAACAAAAUCAAGGAUGCAGUGAAUGCUACCAAGGAGUUUGUUAGCAACUCUCUUGCCCUUGUAUCACAAAUUAGUACCAUCCUUGACAAGUUUAAUGUGGCCGAGAACGCUUUAAAGGCCGCUACUACGACUAAGACGACUUCUCGUCACCUCCUAGAACACAACCGUACUCGUGGUGGUCCAACGACACACGUUGAUAACGAGGGGUUUCCCGAGUGGGUUGGCCACGACGAACGAAAGCUCACCGUGAAAUCGGCGAGUAACUUGGUUGCCAACCUCACGGUGGCGAAAGAUGGUAGUGGGAAUUUUACUACCAUCAAUGAGUGUUUGAAAUCCUUGCCUGAGAAUCGCAAACAAAGAAUAUUUAUCCACGUUAAAGAAGGAAUCUAUGAAGAAUAUGUGACAGUGACCAAGAAGAUGGUGAAUAUAACAAUGUUUGGAGAGGGAUCGCAAAAGAGCAUGAUCACCGGCAACAAAAAUUUUGUAGAUGGAGUUCGUACCUUUGAAACUGCCACGUUCGCUGUGCAAGGAGAGGGAUUCAUUGGCAUUGCAUUAGGAUUUAAGAACACAGCAGGCCCUGAAAAACACCAAGCAGUAGCCCUUAGAGUGCAAGCAGAUCGUUCAAUCUUCCUCAAUUGUCGAAUGGAAGCAUAUCAAGACACCCUAUACGCCCAAACACAUAGGCAAUUCUACCGCAGUUGUUACAUCACCGGUACAAUAGACUUUAUCUUUGGUGACGCGGCUGCCAUCUUCCAAAAUUGCAUGAUUAUUGUCAGGAAACCGAUGGAGAAUCAACACAACAUAGUCACGGCCCAAGGGAGGGCCGACAAACAUGAAAACACGGGUAUUGUACUCCAUAAUUGUCGUAUCUACCCCGAUAAGGACUUAUUCCCCGUAAAAGAUAAGUUCAAGACAUACCUUGGGAGACCGUGGAAGCAGUACUCUAGAACAAUUGUAAUGGAGAGUACAAUUGGGGAGUUGAUCACCCCUGAGGGAUGGUCGCCGUGGCAAGGUGAUUUUGGACUUAAGACAUUGUACUAUGCCGAGUUCAAUAACAAUGGACCAGGAUCCGAUACCUCAAAACGGGUAAAAUGGGCUGGUUAUAAGAAGUCUAUUAGUAGGCAGGAAGCACAAAGCUAUACUGUUACACCCUUCUUGCAAGGUGGUUCUUGGAUUCGAGAAAAUCCUACGGUACAAGUUCAUUUUGGUUUGUACAAAUGAAGGUUCAAUGUCGUGUAUUAUUAUGUUUUUGGACCGAAUGAGCUACAAGGGCCUCAAUGCUGCCAUGUAUUUGGUUCAACAACGAAAUUGGAUUUCAUGUUUGAUUUAAUUUCAUUCAAGAGUACAUUCUCAUAGAACUUUUAGAGAUUUUUGUCUAUUUUGAUUUGAAUGAAUGAUGCAUUUAAUUUGUU